Molecule: messenger RNA, 505 nt
Organism: Aspergillus glaucus CBS 516.65
Lineage: Eukaryota; Fungi; Ascomycota; Eurotiomycetes; Eurotiales; Aspergillaceae
Exons: 2
Coding region: 272-505 (77 amino acids)
Source: RefSeq, a predicted model, not a curated record
AUGUUGACAGUUUGCUUUGCAGCCCUGAUGCCACCAGGCUGGAAACUGAAUGAGCACAGCAAGCUCCUUCAGGAAGCAGAAUGCCAUAACAUCUUGCACCUGACUGGCCAAUCCAACUGGAUGGGAGUCAAGACUAGACCGGACUACGUUUUCACUUUGGGCAGAAUCCAAUGACGCCAAGCCGCUGUCAACAAAACUAACAUGGAUGCAAUGAAACAGAUAGCGCGCUACAUCAAAGGCACUAUAGGUUACAGCAUAACGCUCAACCGGAAUGGCUCCCUUUUUGAGGUCUAUUGACUACCUGAAGAGUCCCAACUACUCGCCAAAGAUUCGCUGGAUCGAUGACAAGUACUUCCUCGCUAAAGACAUGCUACAGGAAGGCAAGAUUAUCAUCACCCACAUACCUGGAAAGGAUAACCCUGUAGACGCGCUCACCAAGCCGCUCCGCGAAUACGACUUUAACCGCUUUGUCGAACGCCUCGGACUGAAGGGACGCAAUGAAUGA